Molecule: messenger RNA, 1562 nt
Organism: Symbiodinium necroappetens
Lineage: Eukaryota; Dinophyceae; Suessiales; Symbiodiniaceae
Source: the annotation of a GenBank genome assembly
GUGAUGUGACGAACCAAGAGACUCAAGUUCUGGAUGAUAGUUUGCUGGACAAGGUUGCAGCCGACAUGAGCAAGGAAGUUGAUGCCAAGGAGAAGGCAGCUGCUGCUGCUCAUGUGUAUGAUGACAAGGCCCCGGAGCGAUUUGCCCAGAAGCGACUCCGCAGCGCCACGAUGGAGUUGCAGCCAAGCAAAGUGCCCAGAACUAGUUCCGUACCGAUCAAGAAAGAGCCGGUUCCUGUCAAGAAAGAGCCGGUUCCUAUCAAGGCAAAGCCUUUGGUAGAGCCACAGCAGAAGCCUUUGAAAGAGCCACCACAGAAGCCUUUGGUAGAGCCACAGCAGAAGCCUUUGAAAGAGCCACCACAGAAGCCUUUGGAAGAGCCACUGCAGCUGAAGCCAAUCAAGAAGGAGCCUGGGGUUAAGGAAGAGGUUGAGGAAGAUGAGGAUGGUCGUUCAGGGACUGUUUCCACAGUGAAGCCCUUGGAGCCCCAAGGUCCUUCCAUGCAACAUGGAGCGGAUUCCGACUGCCCUGAUGAUGCUCAGGGCCCAAAGGAUGCACCGAAUGAUGAGCUGGCACGACCUGCUCUUCUAGCCACAGCUGGUGUUGUGUCGCCAAGUGACCAGCUACAGCUGACGAAGCCGAAGGGUGGCAAGAAGGACAAAAAGCCCAAAAAGACAUCCCCCAAGAAGGCUACAAAGGAGGCGGAGGCAGAGGUUGAACCGAAGAGAAAGCCAGGUCCUUCAUGGGCUGUGAUGGGGAAGCUUACUUGGACCUGUCACGACAAGGAUCUCUGGACCCUGGACUACCGCACCAUUCUGUUCCUCAGCCUGAACAUUGCUGGAGCGGCCGCUGUUGCUGGGAAUCUCGAUGAGCAGGUACUGAUAGCUGUGAUGCUGCUGCUGCUAUGGUCGACGAAUCUACCGCAGGCCAAGUCGUUUGAUCUUCUCGACCUGUUUUCCGGGGUCGGCAAUGCCAGCAAAUACUGGAAGUCCAUGGGAAAGACAGUUGCGACUAUUGAGAUUGAUCAGAGCGCCUCCAUGGAUUUUCUCUCCGAUGCUGGCUUUUCGCUUGUGUUGUGGUGCAUUACUCGAGAGAAGAAGACGGCUGUGAACUUGAUGGGGCCGUCGUGUUCCUCCUGGGGGGAAGCCUACGCAAGCGUGUCGUCAGCGAAUGUGAUGAUCAGACGGUGGAUGGACUCUGAUGGUGUCGAGCGCUUCGCGGGAACGAGCAGCCUCAAGGAUGCCGGGGUCUACCCGAUGGAGUUUGUCAAGCAAAUCUUCGAUGUUUUUGCUACAGGCCAUGCACCUGAAUCAUUGGCUUCCCUACGCAACAAGACCACUACCAAUCCCGACUUAUCCGAUGUGGAGUUGUUCAAGGCCCUACCAAUGAAGGACAUGUGGGAAGAUGCCAAGCUGCCCUCAGUGUAUUUCUACUUGAGACGAAACAAGUACCUCGUGAUACCUUCUUGUUGGGAAUCUACGAUCGAGAGCUUUGAUAAAGAACUGGAUGCCAAGGUGAACUGCUUUGCUGAGCUCAGGGACGAGUACAACUCUUUACUUAGCUAG